GCUAUAACACUGUGGCUUGUCAGGAAGAGCAUAAUGUUGUAUUUAGACAACGUGACUUUAAUAAAUAGAUAUGAAUAACACAUCAACAUAGAUUAAUCAGUUGAUUUGCUAACUCCCAAAUUAGGCUACAGUUAAAGAGUCAUUGUUUUUUCGCUGCAUCUUGCUGUCAAGGUGGUCGCGACAGGAAGGUAGGCUUAAAACGCACACUUUGUAAAGUUUUUAUAACCUUUUGAAACAGUUACAAUGUUUGCAAUACAUCCAUUUGUUGAGAACCUCACCACACUACCACAAAAGUUUCAUUGGACAUUGUCAGUAGGCUAGAGUAGGCCUAGUGAAAAAAAUAAUUUGUUUUUGACGUGUGUCUUUGUCUUUUGCACUUUGGACAAUUUGGUGUUAACGCAAACGAUUGUCUUGCUCAAAAACUGUACCGAUUAUUUACGCUCUCAAACAACUGUUUGAAACGAGACUGAAAUUGAAAGCGUUAUUCAGUUUCGAUUCCACCUUAAAUAUUGCAAUCUACUACCGCCAGGGAGCAGUGUUGACCUAAUUUCGGAGAUGGCAGGCUUUCGCUAGCCAAGCAGCAGCAGACGAUCAGGCACUCCUCACUCCUCAAAGACUUAUAAGAGGCUUCAUCUCUUAGCAGCUGUUCUCACUCUGCUCUGGCCUGACAGACAUCAUGGCCAUCAUCAUGAAACUCAUUGGCCUGCUGCUGCUGGGUCUUGCCUCAGUGGUGGAGGGAGAGGUGGUCAAACAUUUUAGUUCCUCUUGUCCAGAGUUCUUUAUCAAGAACCAGAAUAACAAUCCCGUCAUUCCAACUGUACCCCUACCAUCCGACGUCUCGAGGUACAAACAGAUUUGCCAGAAGUACACCAGCAAAAGGGGUAGCGCACAGCCACAUUGGGUGCCGGUAAAAGGCACAUGCACAAGCAACGAGAAAGAGUGUACGCCAGUAGACGAACUACUUAGCUUCUUGUCUGAGUUGGACCAGAAUUACAAUCCCGUUACUCCAAUUGCACUGCUCCACGACAUCCCGAAUGAUCAGUUUUGCCAGAAGUACAACAGCAAAAGGAGCAGCGCAAAGGCACAGGGCAUAUUAAUUAAAGAGACACUCUCUAACAAUAAGAAAGAGUGUGUGGCAGAAAAGGAGCUAUCUAGGAGCUCCUGGUCCAGGAGCUGCACACGGCCACUGUGGUUGAUGUCAAGAGAAACAUGCUGUACCAAUGAGAAAGACUGUGUGACAGAAGAAGUGGCCUGGCUACCUGCGAACCUUAAAACUGACCUGGAGAACGAUGCUUUAAACCAUGUGCGUGAGAGAGAUGCGCGCUAUGCUAACGAGAAAAUGACUCGGAAAGACUUCGAGGUGUAUGUGAGAUACGGGGCUCACACGGACACUGACAAGAGCAACAAACUUACAGGCUACCGAUACGCGACCCUCUACGACACCCACUACAGAAUUCCGGUAUACUCUGCCUACCUGUACACGGGCUAUGCCCCCACCAAGAGAACAACUUCUUGGAUGAUUGAGCCUCAGCUUGAUGGAUUCUCACAAGAGGAAAUGACCAGAGAAGAAGAUGCGGGUGGGCGAGUGGGCUUAAAGCAGGCUGUGAAUAAGGACUUCACAAACACAGGUUACGAGAAGGGACACCUGUACCCCCGUUGUCAAAACUGUGAUCAAGACCAGGCAGAAUCCACUUUCACCCUCACCAACGCUGCUCCACAGACAGCCCAAGAUAACAAACGGUGGUAUAACCAGGUGGAGAAGAAAAUAGCUCAGAGAAUGUUAGAAAAGUGUAGCGAAAGAACAGCCCAUGUUGUGACCGGGGUCGUUCCAGGGAACAGGAAUCUUCUGCAAGAUGAUUUAUCAAUAUUUUUUGACUUUGGACAUCCUGGCUUUAAUAUUGAUAGAGUGAGAGUAGCUAGUCACUUCUGGUCAGCCUUCUGUUGUAAAGACAGGUACAACCAGAACAGGUUGAUAUCAGAGGGCUACAUCUUAGAAAUGAAAGGGGAUGGGAGCGCAGAGGCUGUGUAUCAAACACUAAAUAAUCUUAAUCGUGAUCUUGCAAUUAAGUACAUCUCCUCCAGCUUUCAGGUGUUUGGGUCCAUUCAAGGCUGUUCUUAAAGUCCAGAUCCCUAAUACACACGCACGCACACACAGCUAGCAUGCAGUACAAGGAUACAAGGAUGUUUAUUUGUCACAUGCAUAUGAUUACAAAUGUAAAGAAUGCAGUGAAAUUGUCAGUUGCCUGAAAGGUUGGUUCAAUUUCCGGCACUACCACGCACUUAUACAAUGGAAUUGUGACAGUGUAAUCCUUUGUAAUAUAGUUGACGUAAGUCAUCUUGGACAAAAAAAAAGUGCUAAAUGCAAUGUGAUGUAAUGUAAUGUUGCCCACACACACGCGCACACACACACACACACACACACACACACACACACACACACACACACACACACACACACACACACACACCUGUAGAUGUUCAUAAACACAUCUCUACUCACAACGCUGCACUGUGACUUGUAUAGAAUUAUAUACUGUGACCUCGA
Molecule: messenger RNA, 2545 nt
Organism: Sardina pilchardus (European sardine)
Lineage: Eukaryota; Metazoa; Chordata; Actinopteri; Clupeiformes; Clupeidae
Exons: 3
Coding region: 677-2119 (480 amino acids)
Molecular function (GO): nucleic acid binding; metal ion binding; hydrolase activity
Source: RefSeq, a predicted model, not a curated record